AUGAAUAACAAUUUUAACAUAAAUCUUCAGAUCGAGGAUGGAAUCACCAAUAAAUAUGAAGCCGAAGUAAAUGGAUAUUUUGCUAAGUUGUACACAGGGGAAAUAACAGUUAACACAAUGAUAGAUAUCAUGAAAAAUCUAUCAUGCUCCCCUAAAGGAUCGAAAAAUAACGAUAUUUAUAAAUCGAUGCUAUUAAUCUUAUUUAAUGAGUGCAAAUUCUUUCCUAAGUAUCCAGUAGAAGAAUUAGAUAUAACUGCACAAUUGUUUGGAAAAUUAAUUAAGCACAAUUUAUUGAUAUCAUAUGGUAAUACUUUAUCUGUUGUAUUAAAAUGUAUUUUAGAAGCUUUAAAAAAAGGAUCUGAUUCUAAAGUUUUUAAUUUUGGGAUAACAGCAUUAGAGCAAUUUGAAGACUCUUUAAUAUGUUACCCUGCUUUUUUAUCUUCCUUAAUUCCACUACCCACUUUAAGGCAAUAUAAUCCGCAAUAUAUAAUCCAUUGCAGUGAAUUAUUAAAUACACUUCCAGAACAGUUUAGAACCCUUCCAUAUAUAGACGCUUCAACAAUACUUAAGAUAAAACACAUCUCUGAAAUUAGUUCUUACAAUAACAUUUCUAAUGCAAAUAUAUCACAUAUACCUAACAAUGACAUUAAAAAAAUAUCCGUAACAAAUGCAAAUAAUUUAAAGAAUAUCAACAAUCUAGUUCCACAUUUAACUACCAUGGAUGGGUCAAACCAAACUACUACUAAUUUUAUUACUCAUAAUAAUCUUAGUGAUAAUAAUAUCGAAAAUAGUGUCAAUAAUAAUAUAAUUUCUGAAAAGCACAAUGAUAACAAUACUGUUAACACUAUUAAUAACUCAAAUCGAACAGAUAACUACAUAAGUAAUAAUAAUCAAACUCAAUUCACCAAUCUUAUGAAUAAUAUUCUGAACCAAAACAAUAAUAAUAACUUUAAUAAUAUAAAUAAUGAUAAUAUGCUAUUAUAUAUUAACAAUAUUCUACCAAACCUCUCAAAUAUAGUAGAUAAAAAUACAAUACCACCAAAUAUAAAUAAUUUACAAGCCAUUAAUAGAAAUAAUCCAUUAUAUAAAAAUAAAAACCCCAAUACCAAUUUAAAUGCUAUAUCAGGCAUUAAUAAUAUUAACAAUCUUAAUAGUGCAUAUAAUAUAAACCUAUUAGACAAUAAUACCUCUGCUAAUAUAUUGUCAGCAAAAUCAAACAGAGUUUAUCAAAAUAAAGGUUUUAUUAAUACAAACGAACCAAGCCAUAUUAAUAGGGACAUCAAUCUAGUAACAAAUAAUAUGACACAAAAUAAAAACUUGAGUUCUACAAAUCUUCUAAAUAAUACUAAUCAAAUUAGAAUGGAUAUAAAUAUACCUAGUGGUGGAAAUAACUUUCAAAAUAUUCCUAUAAAUUCAAAUAUCAUACGAAAAGAUAAUAAUAAAAAUGAAAAUAAUUAUACAAGUGGUAUUCCUCAUUCUAAUAAUAAAGAUAAUGUUGAACAAAUAAAUGGAUGUAUAGAAGUAUUUUAUAAUCAAGUUCAAUUAAAAUUACCUUCGAAUUUAAAUUCAAAAAAUAUUAUUGGAUUUGGCUUAGGUCAAAUAGAAUGCUUAAUGGAUAAUACACAUAUAUCAAAAAGUAUCAUUAUACCUUCUUCUGUGAUUGUAGGAGAAAUAUUUAGUAUAUUCAAUACUCUAUGUUUACUUAACAUCGAUGAAAAAAUAAAAAUAUUAAAAGAUGUUAUGCAACCCGAAUAUUAUAGUUGGCUAGCUUUUUAUAUUGUAAAAUCGAGAGUUUCAAAAGAAGUCAACUUACAUAAUGUCUUUUUAGAAUUCAUUGAUAAACUAAGCUAUCCUAUGCUUAUAGAAACUAUUAUUAAUAUGACUUAUGACUAUAUACUCAUUUUAUUUAAAUAUAUAAAUGAAUUAAAAGAAGUUAGUGCAUUCAGAACGGUACUCAAAAACUUAGGUUCGUGGUUAGGAUUUAUAACAUUAGGUAGAAAUAAACCAUUAAAAUCAAAAAUAUUAGAUUUAAAAUUAGUUUUAUUUGAAGCUUAUGAUAAAGAUUGUUUAGUAUGUAUAUUACCAAUGGUAUGCAAAAUAUUAGAAUCUAUUAAAUUAUCCAAAAGUUUUAAACCGCCAAAUCCAUGGACUACAACUAUGUUAUGCUUAUUAACAGAAAUACAUGAAUUACCAAAUGCUAAAACAUAUAUUAUAUUUGAAGUUGAAGUUUUAUUUAAAAAUCUAUCAUUAAAUAUACAAGAUUAUCAAAAUAAAACUGUUCUAUUAAGUAGAAGACCCCCACAACAUAAUCAAAAAAAUGAUUUCAAUAUAGUCGAUUCAAAUAAUACAAAUUCACCUCUUUUAUCAACAAAUAUAGAUAUCAAAUUACAUUCUUUAAAACCAAAUAUCCCAAAUUUUAUUUCAACUAAUGAUAAUAAUACAAACAGUAUCAACAAUGUGAAUAAUAAUUACUACAAUAUCACAAAUUGGAAUAAUGCCAAUUCUGGUAUUGAACCUAAUAAUAUUUCCGAAAAUGCACUAUUAGAAGAAUUUGAAAAUCUUACUAAAAAAAAUAAUCAAAAUAAUAGAAUCAUAAACCAAGACAAACCUGAUUAUAUAAAUAAAAACAAUAACCAACAAUUACUAAAUUUAAAAAAUAUAAUAUCUCAUUGGAAUGAAUAUAAUGCAAAUAAAAAUAAUCCUUUACAAAAUGAUCAAAUUUUAGUUUCUUCAUUUCCUCCUCCAGAUAUUAAAUCAAAUAAUUCCACCACUUUCAAUAAGGUAUUUGAUAGUAUUUCUAAAGCAUAUAAUUCAAUAAACGAGCAAACACUAAAUAAAAUUGAUCCCAAUAUUAUUAAUAACUAUAGUAUUCCAAAUUCAUCUAUAAAUGCAAAUAUAUCGGCUACCUCUAAUGAUCAUAAUAAAAUGAAUAAUAGUAAAUUUUUUCAAAAUCUAUGCAAUGCUACAAUUAUAUCUCCAUCUAUAGCUUUGUUUCAAAUACAACCAAAUUUAAAAAAAGUUGUUCCCAUAGCAGUUGAUCGAUCAAUUAAAGAAAUCAUAUCUGCAGUUUUAGAAAGAUCUGUAACUAUAUCAUGUAUUACUACUCGAGAAAUUAUAUCUAAAGAUUUUUGUUUAGAAAAAGAUCAAAAUAUAAUUCGAAAAGCAUCACAUAUCAUGACAGCAUCAUUAGCUGCAUCACUUGCAUUAGCCACAUGCAAAGAACCAUUAAGAAUAUCAUUAACUCAAAAUUUACGAGAAUUAUUACAACCCACAAGUACAAAAGAUUGUAAUGAUCAGGUUUUGAUAGAACAAGUUGUACAGGUACUUAGUGCAGAUAAUUUAGAAUUAGGUUGCAAUUUAAUUGAACAAGCAGUUAUUGAAAAAGCAAUAACAGAUAUUAACGAAGCUUUAGCUCCAACUCUUUUAGCAAAACAUAUAACAAAUGAAAAUAAUAAAAAAUUAAAUGAUUCUGUUAACAUUAUGAACAGUAAAAAAAUGCAAAUCGAAUUUGCAGAAAUUUUAAACUUAGGAGUUCCCAUAACAAAUAAUCAAUUACAAAUUUAUAAAGAUUUUCUAAAUAUGAACCCUUUAAAAAAAUUAUAUUCUUCUCCUAAACCAUUAACAUUAAUUUAUAAAAAUGCAGAUGAAACAAAUUCCAUAAAUACACAACAAAAUGAUCAACAAUCAUCUAUUAUUACUAACGAAAAUACAAAAAACGAUAUAAUCCCUAAUUUAGGAACAAACAUAAAUAUAGAUUACAAUAAUAUAAACAAUAAUUUAGAAUUAAACCCAAAUGAAAGUAAUAUAAAAAUUCCACAACAAAAUAAACCUCUUAAUACAUCAGCGAUAUCAUCUAAUCUUAAUUUAAACAAAGUUUUAAAAAAAUUAGAACUCGCAACUAAUCAAUUAAAAGAAACAAUUAAAGAUAUACUCAUGUUACCACCGAUAUUAUUUAAUAUUAAUAAAAAAAAAAUUAUUGGUAAUAUUAAUAAAAUUAGUUUAUAUAUUUUAUAUAGUCUAUCGGUUGAUGAUAAUCUAUUUAAUUUAAUCAAGUCUAUACCCGAAAUAGCUUCAUUAACACAUCAUAAAAAUGAAACUAUUAUUUCAUAUACAAAUAGAAUAUGUAAAUUCCUUUUUGAAAUUGCAUUACACAAUUAUAAUAAGUCUCAGCAAGAAUCAAAAUUAAAUGAUAUGACUGGAAUAUAUAUGGAAGUGUUUUUGUGUAUAUUAGAAAAAUUAAAAAUUAAAUGCCCUAUUGCAAAAGAACAUAUAUCAACUUGUGUAAUAAAAACUACAAUGAGUCUACUAAAUGCUCCAAUUAAUAACACAAUCACAUCAAACAAUAAUAAUAAUAAUAAAACUGAGGAAGACAAUGUUAAUAAUAUUAAAGAUUCUGAAAAAAAUAAUUCUCUGAACUCAAUGAUUUCAGAAAUUUCUGAAAAUACGCCCAAUCAAAAAGCGAAUGAAUUAAACAUAGAUAAUAAUAAAACUAGCAACAACUAUGAACAGUUUUAUAAAUCCAAUGCGAAUAUUAUAGCUGGAUUAAUUAGAUAUAACCUAAUUGACAUCGACCAAUAUAAAAUAUUUUUAGAAAAUCAACUAGCCAAUAAAAUUAAUAACAAUAAUGCAAUAAAAUUUAUUAUUUUUUUGCUAAAAAAUAUUUUAAUUGACUUUCACAUAUAUAGAUAUAACUAUUUUAAAAAUAUUUUUGAUCAUCUUAAUAAUAUAAUAAUAACUAACUCUAAAGAAAAUAUUAUUAAUGAACCCUCAAAAAUUAACAAAGACAUUAAAAUAAAUAAUAUCAUUGAUGUAAAUGCAAACAUAUUUUAUAAUAACAAUGAUAACCCAAUUGAUAUAAUCUCAGCGAUUAAUGAGUUGACUAAAGAGGCUAAGCAUAUUCAAGAAAAAACAAAUUCUGUAAUUUUUUCGGAUUAUUUUGAGCUAUGUGAUGAAUUUUCUAAAACAGACGAUGAAACUGAAAAAGAAGAUCCAGAACCAGCUGACAGUCCAAAUGAUGAUGCUAAUAAAACUUUUAUCAAAUUAAAAGUUGAAAAAGUUGAAACUAAUUCAAAUAACCCUGAUAUAGAAUCCCAAUUAAAUCCCGAAGUUUCCCCUAAACAUGGAGAAACAAAAUUAGAAAAUAAAAAUAAAAAAAGCAAAAAAAAUAAGGAAGAACAGAAGGACGAUAGUACAACUAUUGCAAAAACCGAAUUAAAUGAAAUAUCCUUACCUCUCUCAAAAUCUAAAGACAUUCCAAAUAAAAAUUCAGACCUAAUAAACAAAAAAAACACUGAAAAUAUAACUGAAAAAAUUAUAACUGAUGAAAAUGGUAUUAAUAAAAUUGAAAAAAAUAAAGAACAUAUCAAUGAUAAAAAUGGGGAUAUAAAAAAAAAUGAAAAAAAAAAUUAUAAAAAAUAUCUACAAAUUUUAAUGAACCCACAAAACUUAACAACACUAACACAAAUUAUCGAUUUCUGUCUAAACAAAGAUUGGAAUAUAAUACAAACAAAAAAAUAUAAUGAUGGAAUUAGAGAUAAAGGUGUUGGUGGAGUUAGAAUUGUUCCAAAGCCACAAAAAGUACCAAAACAACAACAACAUAUUAUUAGUUCUAUUUUUAUGGAAUGGGUUAAAUUAAGUAACAUCAAAAAUAUUGAUAAUCCAAAUCAAAUUUAUGUCAAAUUUUUUCAAAAAAUAUCAAGCCAAGGUUUAUUGCAAAUAAAUAAUUCAGAUAAUUUUUUUACGACAUGUAUUUAUAAGGCUAUAGAAAAAGCAGAAUUAUUUCUUGAUCCAUAUUCUGAAGAUUUUGAAAGUUUUCAAAAUGGAGAAUCAAAAGAAUUAUUUACACAUGUUUCUACAAAUUUAACUAAUUCAAAUUAUCUGAAAGCGAAUGAUAAUAAUGAUACAAAAGGAAUAGAAUCCGAAACUGAAUUACCUUCCGAUCUUUUAUCUAAACAAGGUGCUCAAAAUGAAAAUUUAAAACGAGAAUACAAUGAAAACGACUCAAAUGUCGAUAAAAAAAAUCAAAAAAAAACAAACCUUAUUGAAGAAGAGACAGAAAAUCCUAGCCAUUCUAAGGAAAAAGAUAAAAAAAAAAAAAAAAAAAAAAAUGAAUAUACAGAUGCAAAAUCUAAACCAACCGAAGAAACUGAAAUUGACAAAAAUAAAGAUCAAUAUAACGAAAAACAAAACAAUGAAACUAACAAAUAUUGCGAAGAUUCAGAAGACAAUCUUACCGAUGCUGUAUCUACUAAUUUAACUUUUAAUUCUAACAUCUCAAAUUAUGAAUAUUCAUUUUCUGAUGAUGAUAAUUCUCAUUAUUUUGUAAACAAUAGUGAUAGAAAUAGUAGUAAUGCAAAUAAAAUGAAAAAUAAAAAAAAAGAUACUCUUAAUUUCGUAUACUCAUCUAUAAACAAAUCAAUGACUAAUGAUUCGACUUUAAAUUCGGAUAAAGAUCUUGAAAAAAGUAAAUUAUAUUCGGAGGUACUUAAAGAAAGUUGUGUUAUUACUGAUCCAAAUAAAGAUAAAGCCGAUGGAAACAAUACGACGAAAAUAACAAAAAAUGAAACAAAUAACACUAAUUUAGAAAAAGAAAAGAAACGAAAAUCAGAAUCAAAUAACCAAAAUAAUCUAAAUGCCAAAAUAGAAACACAAAUUGACGAUGAUACAAAAAAAGAUUUAGAAAAACGUACACAAAUUACAAACAUAUUAGAUACAUCAUCUAUUGAUGCACUAGCCAAAAUGAUAGUGUCAAUGAUGAAACUAGUAGACUCACAAAAAAUUACACCAUAUUUAUUAUUACAAAAAGUAAUGAAUAUAUUUUGCAGAAUACUAGUAUAUGAAUGUCGAAAAAAAAAAAACAAAUUUAAUCAAAGAUCGUAUUUUCGAUUAUUUUUAUCGAUUUUAAUUGAAAUAAGUAAAAAUGAAAAAAAGCUUGAAUCAUAUAAUAAAUGUAUAUUAGCAUUAGGGUAUUAUUUGCGUAUAUUAAAUCCGUUAAGAGUCCCAAUGUUUGUUUUUGCUUGGGUCGAAUUAAUAAGCCAUAAAUUAUUUUUACCAAAAAUAUUACAAACAUCAAAAGGUUGGUAUAUAUAUAAUAAAUUAAUAAUAUAUCUAUUUGAAUUUUUAUAUGGAUUUCUAAAAAAUUCAUAUUUAACACAACCAAUUAAGUUAUUAUAUAGAGCAACACUAAGAAUAUUAUUAUUAUUACUUCAUGAUUUUCCAGAAUUUUUGUGUGUAUAUAGUUUUUCAUUUUGUAACUCAAUACCUUUAAAUUGUAUGCAAUUAAGAAAUAUUAUUUUAUCUGCUUUGCCAAGAAAUACAAAAUUGCCAAAUCCGUUUAAUCCAAAUUUAAAAAUUAAUUUAUUACCUGAAAUUAAAACUGCACCAGUAAUAUUAAACAAUUUCACAUUUAUACUCAUUGAUUAUAAAAUUAAAAAAAAUGUUGAUGAAUAUUUUAUAACUAAAAAUUUGAACCAUUUAAAAAAAAUACACAAAAAAAUUCUUAUCAAAAAUAAAGUUAAAUCAUUUUAUUUAAAAUCGAAAUAUAAUAUACCUCUUCUAAAUGCUUUAGUUUUAUAUAUUGGUAUGUCAUUAUCACCAGAAAUAUUAUUUUUUCAAAAAAAUCCUGAACUGCAUCAGCAUCCAGCUUUAGAAAUUAUCUUAUAUUUAAUUUACAAAUUAGAUAUGGAAGGAAAAUAUUAUUUGUUAGCAUCAAUUACUAACCAUUUAAGAUACCCCAACUCACAUACUCAUUUUUUUUCUUCUCUAUUAUUAUGGAUAUUUAAUAUAUCAAAAACAGAAACUAUCAAAGAACAAGUUACAGGAAUAUUGUUAGAACGCCUUAUAGUUAAUAAACCACAUCCUUGGGGAUUAUUAGUAACAUUUAUGCAACUUAUAAAAAACCCAAUCUUUAAUUUUUGGAAUUGCUCAUUUGUUCGUGUUUCACCAGAAAUAGAAACUCUUUUUAACACAAUAGCCAACUCAUGUAUGCCAAAUAAAACACAAAAUCACACUACUACUCACAACUCCAAUAAUAAUGAAAGUAAUGGAAGUAAUACUAACAAUAUCAACAAAGCCAACAACAUGACUAACAAACCAAAUGAUUCCAACACAUCUGCAUAUCAAUAUAAUCUUAAGCAUGAACAUUUUCCUAACAGCGAAUUUAAUAAAUAUCUCUCAAAUAUUUCUAAUUCCAUACAAAAUAAUAAACAACCAAUUUUAGAUGAAAAUAAAGACAAAAUAAAAGAAUUCUGUAAUAAUAUAAAUAUAAAUCAGUUAAUGCAAAAUUCUAACGAGAAAAUUAAUAUUAAUAAUACUGAUUUAAUUAGGAAAAUUCUAAAUUCAGAGAAUGCUAAUUUUAAAAAUCAUAUUACAACUAAUGGGGCUGCUACUAUUCCUCACAUUAAUUCCAUUCAUCAAUAUGAUAUCAAUUCACAUACAAAUGACAUAACGAAUAAUAUCAACCCUAAACAAAAUAUUAUUAAUAAUAUACACACAUAUAAUAUAAAUUCUAGUAAUAAUAACAACCUUUCUAAUAUGCCAUUUUAUAGAGAUAUUACAAAUUUGAGUGGAACCAAAACAAAUAACAAUUCACACAAUAAUAUUGAACUAUCACAGGAAAAUCAACUCAUUAAUAAUUCCUACUAUUUUCAUGACAAAAAUAUUAUGUUAGAUUCACAUUUACAAAAUAAUUUGAAUCAGAUUAAAAGAAAUACGCGAUUAAAUACUUCACAAAUACAUGAAAAUAAUGAAAACGAUUCAAAUAAUAUUCAAAAACAUUUUAAUUUCGAAGCAAAUAAUAAAUUAACAGAUCAAAAUAACAGAGAUUUCCUCAAUUCAAAUCACUUUUAUGACUCAAAACCUGAUUACUAUAACUAA
Messenger RNA from Plasmodium berghei ANKA, 8874 nucleotides. Its product is annotated as CCR4-NOT transcription complex subunit 1, putative. NCBI's taxonomy places the organism in Eukaryota, Apicomplexa, Aconoidasida, Haemosporida, Plasmodiidae. Gene Ontology annotation, cellular component: P-body; CCR4-NOT core complex. Gene Ontology annotation, biological process: nuclear-transcribed mRNA catabolic process, deadenylation-dependent decay. Gene Ontology annotation, molecular function: molecular adaptor activity. The record is from RefSeq and is a predicted model, not a curated record. The transcript has a single exon. The coding region runs from base 1 to 8874 and encodes 2957 amino acids.